Molecule: messenger RNA, 249 nt
Organism: Zychaea mexicana
Lineage: Eukaryota; Fungi; Mucoromycota; Mucoromycetes; Mucorales; Lichtheimiaceae
Exons: 3
Coding region: 1-249 (82 amino acids)
Source: RefSeq, a predicted model, not a curated record
AUGGCCACCGCUGCAAAGCCUGGGUAUACCGAUUACAUCAUGGCAUUGAAAGAACCUGUCAGUGAUGCCACCAUCAAGCAAGCCAAAGCUGAUGUCGAGUCAGCUGGAGGCGAGGUGACAUAUGAAAUCAAGACAGGUUUGCAUGCACUUAUAUGCAGUCUUCCCAAUGAGCGAAUCACGACCUUUGAUAACAAGAAUUAUGUGGACUUUAUGGAACAAGACCAAGAAGUUCACAUCAUGCAGGAAUAA